Ipomoea nil (Japanese morning glory) is the source of this 516-nucleotide messenger RNA. RefSeq lists its product as uncharacterized. The transcript has a single exon. Lineage: Eukaryota; Viridiplantae; Streptophyta; Magnoliopsida; Solanales; Convolvulaceae. Bases 1 to 516 code for a protein of 171 amino acids. The record is from RefSeq and is a predicted model, not a curated record.
AUGGCAACAAAACUAAAGAAGUGGAACAGAACAGUCUUUGGUAAUAUUCACUCCCGCAAAAGGAAGCUUGAAAGACGGCUGGAGGGUAUCCAGAAAAGUUUGGAUGGGAUGCAACAUCGAGGCCUCAUUAAGCUUGAAAGAAAAAUCAGACAGGAAUUUGAAGAUGUUCUCCAUCAGGAAGAAAUUCUUUGGUUCCAGCAAGCUAGAGAAGAAUGGAUUUGUUCGGGGGAUGGAAAUACUAAAUUCUACCACGCCGCUACAAAAACGAAGAGAGCUAGAAGAAACCAGUUUUAUCUUGAGAAAGAGGAAGGAGUCCCCUUCAGCAACAUAGAAGAAGAGGAGGGGACUAUCAGGUCUUUCUUCGAAACCCUAUUCAAAAAGGAUCAGGAAUCGGAUCUUUUAUUGUUGAAUGAUGUCAGCUUCCCUACCAUCCCCGCCACCUUCUGGAAUUUUUUCAAUGAAGAGUUCUCGUUGGAGGAAAUUAAAAACGUGGUGUUCGAGAUGAGCCCUCUUUAA